Rhineura floridana is the source of this 1940-nucleotide messenger RNA. RefSeq names its product homeobox C10 (gene HOXC10). The transcript is spliced from 2 exons. The record is from RefSeq and is a predicted model, not a curated record. Gene Ontology annotation, biological process: regulation of transcription by RNA polymerase II. NCBI's taxonomy places the organism in Eukaryota, Metazoa, Chordata, Lepidosauria, Squamata, Rhineuridae. Gene Ontology annotation, cellular component: nucleus. The coding region runs from base 123 to 1229 and encodes 368 amino acids. Gene Ontology annotation, molecular function: DNA-binding transcription factor activity, RNA polymerase II-specific; RNA polymerase II cis-regulatory region sequence-specific DNA binding.
UUGGCCUGGCAGUCACGUGGCUGGGACCCAAUGCGUGGAUAAUUAUGGUGCUGAUAUUUUUCCCUAAAAAAAAGAUGUCAGCCCCUGGCUGUAGUAUUCCUCUUUAAAAUCCCUCUCUGAAAAUGUCAUGUCCCAACAAUGUGACUUCUAACUCGUUUUUGAUGGACUCGUUAGCCGGUACCUGCAGAGGGGAGAAUUAUUCCUCUAACCAAGGAAUGUAUAUGCAGUCUGGGAACGACUUCAACUGUGGAAUGAUGAGGAACUGUGGAAUUAUCCCGUCUCUUUCCAAAAGAGACGAGGUGAAUAACGCCAGCCUGUCUCUCAACACCUAUCCAUCUUAUCUUUCUCAGCUAGACACCUGGUGUGACCCCAAAAAUACUUAUCGAAUCGAACAACCUGUUGCGAGACAACUCCCCUCCUGCUCUUUCCCGACCAAUGUCAAGGAAGAAAAUGCUUGCUGUAUGUACAAUGCUGACAAAAGAGCUAAAAACGCCACUGAGGCGACCUGCUACCCCAGUCAGAUGCCCGAAUCGUGCCUAAAUAACCAUGAAGUCCCCGUACCUAGCUACUACCGAGCCAGCCAAGGUUAUUCCUCCAUGGAAAAGGCGUCAGACUGCAGCAACGCAAGCGAGUUUGAGGAAAGUUUUGAACCCAGGGCGAGCCUCAGCCAAAGGAGUGAGCAUCUGGAGCAACCACAGCCACCUCCUCCUCCUCCACCACCACCACCUCCUCCUCCACCACCACCAUCUCAGCAGCCACCGCUAUCACAGCCAGGAGCUAAACUCAGCUUCCCUGAAAACAUUAAGCCUGAUAAUCUUCAGAACACCUCCGCCAACGAAAUCAAAACAGAAAAAAGUCUCCCUGCUGCCAAAAUAAGUCCGUCGGAAACGGAGAAAGAACUGAAUAAAUGUACAGAAACCAGCACUGACAAUUCUGACAACGAAGCAAAAGAGGAUAUAAAGACAGAAAACACUACAGGAAAUUGGCUGACAGCAAAGAGCGGAAGAAAGAAAAGAUGUCCUUACACUAAACAUCAGACGCUGGAACUGGAGAAAGAAUUCUUAUUCAAUAUGUACUUGACCCGUGAGCGCCGCCUGGAGAUUAGCAAGAGUAUUAAUCUAACAGACAGACAAGUCAAAAUCUGGUUUCAGAAUCGCAGGAUGAAACUCAAGAAAAUGAACAGAGAGAAUCGAAUUCGCGAACUGACUUCCAAUUUUAAUUUCACUUGAAAGUGCUCAAUAAAGGGAAGGGGCAGGGGAGAAAUCAUUACAAAUCUUGUGCAGUAUUUUUUAUUAUUAUUAUUAUUGUCCUGGGUAUAAAUGCAAUGCUUAUGAGAGGAAGGGAGAGAGAGAGAGAGAAAUAAUAAUCAAGACCUCAGGCUGGUGUGCAGUUCUAUGAUUUGAGUAUUUACAGUUUGUAGAGCGAAGGUGCAUCCAUCGGUAUAAGCAUGAGAAUAUAUAUAUAUAUUGCAUCAAUGUUUCUAUGUAAAAUAAAGAGUAAGGUGGUUGCUUAAGAAACAGCUUCUAAGAUGUUUUAAGUUAUUCACGAGCAGCACAAAGAAAAGAAAAUGAGAGACUGAAGGACGUAUUUCCAUGCCUUUUUGUGUUUAGGGUACUAGGUGCAUCUCAAAGUUCGCUUCUCAUAUUCUAGUGUAGUCUGCCUAUUGUAUAAUAAAAAUAAUGACUGAAAUGAGUUCCAUAUGUGUCUGUAAUGGAAGUGGCAGUGGGAACAUGCUCACAUCAUGUAGUUAUGCAGUCUCCUUCCAAGGAGGAGGUACUAUCGACCAUUAUAUUUAAGAAAAGAAAAGAAAAAAGCAGUAUUGAUAUGUUAUAAUGGGGGGGGGGUCUAGGGUUUUCUUUUGUGACUGUUAUUUAAACAUAUUCUGUAUGUGGUAUCCUUUGCAUGUAUCUUCCUUUAUGGAGCCAAAUAAAUUUCUUAGA